GCGUGGCAGGAGGAAGUGGUAUCAAACCAGGAAGUAGGAGCUGCAGGAGGGUUACUGUGCCUAAGACUUCGGUUUCCAGUUUCUCCAAUCUUCUGCCCCCAGAUUUGCAGAGAAGCCUAAUCGAAACGUUUUCUUAAAGGUGAUCCCUCUGGUGCCCUGAUUUCUGCCUCCUGCCAUGGGGCACGCGGGGGGUAGAUGGCAGGAAGCCUCGGAUGAUUCUGAGGAGGAAGAUGAAGGUGUGGCUCUGUCUGCAGAGUCCGAAGCCACCCUGGAUGCCUGCAGCCAGCUGAGAAACAAUGCAGGCUUCUGGCUGCUUGGUCUCUGCAACAAUUUUGCUUAUGUAGUGAUGUUGAGUGCAGCCCAUGACAUCCUCAGCCAUCAGAAGGUGCCAGAGCAUAAUGGGACUGGACCGAUUCCCCCCAGUGCUUCUCCAGAGAAUACCACCACUAAUACUUCUCGGUAUGAUUGCAACACCAUUUCAACUGGGGCAGUACUGCUGGCAGACAUUUUGCCAACUCUCUUCAUCAAGUUCAGUGCUCCUUUUUGCAUCCACUUGUUUCCAUAUGGCUUGCGUGUUGCCAUUUGUGUCACCUCAGCUUGGGGCAGCUUUUUACUAGUGGCCUUCUCCACCAGCACAACACAAAGCCUCCUGGGUGUUGUGCUUGCCAGUAUAUCAUCUGGUCUUGGUGAAAUAACAUUCCUUGCACUCACAUCAUUUUUCAACAGUGCUGUGGUGUCUGCCUGGUCAUCUGGAACAGGUGGGGCUGGCUUGAUUGGGGCCCUUUCCUACCUCGGGUUGACACAGGCAGGCCUGACUCCGCAGGAUACUCUCCUCUUUAUGACCAUUGUUCCUGUUAUCAUGCUGGCCAGCUAUUGCUUCCUGCUGGCUCCCCCUCCCCAAGCCCCUCGCUGUGGUUGGGGAGUCUGCAAGCCAAAAUCACCACGUGCCCCUUCUGUGAUUCAACAGCCUCUUCUCGGCGACAGGUUGACACUCCCUCAAAUGACACAAAAACCUCAGCUCACCUUGCAGGAAAAAGAACAGGUGGCCAAGGGUCUUUUGAAAUACCUCAUCCCUUUGUCCGUGGUGUAUUUUGCCGAAUACUUCAUUAACCAGGGUCUGUUUGAACUGUUGUAUUUUCAAAACACAACUUUAAAUCAUCCCGAACAAUAUCGCUGGUAUCAGAUGCUCUAUCAGGCAGGGGUUUUUAUUUCCCGUUCCUCUGCCAGCUGUAUACGGAUCCGAAAGAUAUGGCUUCUGGCUAUAUUGCAGUGCCUGAAUAUGGUGUUUCUCCUGUUUGCCGUGACCUACAUGUUUUUACCCAGUAUCUAUGUGGUUUUCGUGCUGAUAUUGUAUGAGGGAUUGCUGGGAGGAGCUGGCUAUGUGAACACUUUCCAUUGUGUCAGUGAAGAGAGCAAACCGGAACAUCGAGAAUUUGCCAUGGGAGUAGCUUGCAUAGCUGAUACUUUGGGCAUCUCACUCUCAGGAGCCAUUGCCAUCCCUGUCCACAACUAUUUCUGUCACCUGCCUUGAAGUCUGUUUUCCAGAGGGAUCAACAGUUGUCUUGGCAUACUACACCUUUGCUCUUCAGUAGGCUGAUACCCAUUUGUACGGAGGGGAAACUCCUGGGUGUUAUUAGUAUUGGCUGACCUCCAAGCACAAGAAAAAAGGAGUAUCAGAAGCUGCUAGGGAUUUAUUCUCUUGGCUUAAUUUCCUGAACAUUCUGAUUUGGGAAAUUAGAUGGUUUUAAUAAGCCCAGCUGAGAUUGUGUUCUUUCCUCUUCACAUUGCAUAGGUUUUAGCAGGGUUAAAGGGUGAAAACACACUUGCUGUUGGAUGGAAUCAUGUUAUAGAGUUCUCAAAGGUAUUAUACUUUUAAUGGAGAACAAAGUGAAGUGGAAACAUUUCAAAAGAUGCCUCUCUACAUAACUGGAUUCAAAGGGAGGGAAAAGAGAUGCUAUGUUUUAUUCAUAAGUGAGUAUGUUAGAAAUCAGAUGCUCAUGGAAAAGAUAAUAUUGUAUGAUCUGCUUCUUUCUGAAGUUAAUCAGUAAGCCAGGCCUUGGAAAACUGUUAGUGUUGCUAAAUGAUUAUCCUAUAUCAGAGUACGAUAAAAGUUGGUAAAUUGACAUUUGUGGACUUCUGUGAUUAUUUGAAAUGACUGAGACAAAAAUUGGAAAUAGAGAUUGGAAUUAUAGGCAGAAGUUACAAGAGAGAAAAUGCCAGCUAAAUAGUAAAUAAAACUAUUCUCCAACUGGU
This is a messenger RNA of Pantherophis guttatus, 2253 nucleotides long. RefSeq names its product CLN3 lysosomal/endosomal transmembrane protein, battenin (gene CLN3). The record is from RefSeq and is a predicted model, not a curated record. Gene Ontology annotation, cellular component: lysosome; membrane. Lineage: Eukaryota; Metazoa; Chordata; Lepidosauria; Squamata; Colubridae. Gene Ontology annotation, biological process: regulation of intracellular pH; lysosome organization.